Messenger RNA from Laetiporus sulphureus 93-53, 1024 nucleotides. RefSeq lists its product as uncharacterized. The transcript has 7 exons. The coding region runs from base 234 to 950 and encodes 238 amino acids. The record is from RefSeq and is a predicted model, not a curated record. Lineage: Eukaryota; Fungi; Basidiomycota; Agaricomycetes; Polyporales; Laetiporaceae.
AUUCUUACGUCGUAGUUGCAUGGCGAACUUCCUGGCAAGCAAUCUGGUUUUCGCACUCAUAGGGAUAAUCUCAGAGGUGGUUACAAUAUUACGAGUAUACGCCGUGACAGGUGGCGACCGACGACCCGUUAUACUUUUCACGUUGGUAACGGUAUUCAACGCGGGUUUCAGUUUCUACUCGUGUACGCUGCCUCCUGAUUGGGACAUAUUCUUGAUGGACUUACGACAAAUUCAUGAGAAGACUUCGGCCAAACAUUACAUUCUGUAAUUGUAUUGGCGAGGACAGCCAUAUGCCUUCAGUCCUACCCUUCAAGUUCAGCGCAAAAUAUUGCUAUAAAGUUGAACAUAGUCAAUGCCGUCUGUAUUAUGGUUGCCAGCAUCAUGACGCUCGCAAUUCUCUGGCGCAAGCUAUAUGUUCACCACAGACCAGCCACCGUGGACGUCCUGUCUACGAGAAAUCCAUCGCUUGCAGCUCUGUUGCUGAGAGAUGCAUAACAUUUAGAGCACUACUACUGUUGAACUUAUUACAGACCAUAUUGGGAUUCGUGAACCUGAGCGCUGGAUAUGUCAUCGUCGGUCUGCAAGCCUCACUCGGUCCCAUCCUGAUUUCUCGUGUUCUCCUCAACGUCCGAGCCGCAGCACGGUCCACACGCGGAGAACAGUCCCCAACGCCCUCUUUCGUCCGGUCACAGCAUGGACUCCAGACACAAGCGGACGUCGAAAACAUGUCGUUCGAAUUGAACGUCCUCAGCAGUACCGAACAAGCCCCGGAGACCGAUCGCGCUCACCUGCAAGACUUUGUUGAGCAUGAUCAAAUUGUUGCUGAACCGCGAAGCAUGGCGAACAACGUUGUUAGUACUGCCGGCGAUGCUCAACAGGACGUGAACGAGGAAGAGGGAAUGGACGAUGUCGAGGAAGAGAUGUGGUCGGAUUGGGAGGACGACGAGUAAGGGAAGAGAAUGGAUGUCUGAGCCAUGCUAUCUUCAAUGCACAAUUUCUCUUGCGUUUUCUUUUGUCUUUUCUC